GAUAUUGAAGUACAGUGAGAUCAUUUCCUUCAGCAAAAUGGUUGCCCAUGCCAACAUUCUUCUGUCGAAAUGUGCUCAGUUUCGUAACGAAAGUCAAUUCAUCGACGUUCGAUUAAAAGUUGGUGAAGACAUCUUUCCAGCUCAUCGCAUCGUGCUGGCUGCGAAUAGCGAUUAUUUCUACGCCAUGUUUACUGAUGGAAUGAAGGAGUCUAACCAAGAAGUCAUCGAGUUAAAGGAUGAAAGCAUUUCACCUGAUGUCUUUAAGAUCAUAUUGAACUCCAUCUACACUGGAGAUCUUCUUGUAAACGAGGAAAACGUGUCCAAGGUUCUUGCUGCUGCAGAUCAUCUUCAAGUUGCGAGUGCUGUUCAUCAAUGUUGUAAUUUCCUACUGACCGAGUUCGUCAAGAUUCGCUUCGACUUUGAAACUUACUGUCGCAUCUGGGAAAUCGCGUUGAGCUAUGGGCUGAAAGAUCUGCAAGACGCUGCAGAGUGUAACGUAGCUAAGAUGUACACAGAUGUUUGUGAGAGCAAGGAAUUUUUGACGCACAUCGGUGGAAACCAGUUAACCAGCCUUCUCAGCAGAGAUGACCUCAAUGCACCUUCUGAGACGUUCAUCCUCAAAUCUGUGAUGCAAUGGAUUAACUACAAAAAGGAAGAGAGGAUGGCAGUCGCAGCCAAAGUUAUCGGAGCUGUUCGUCUGGGGCUGGUGGACAUCACGGUUGCGCUCGACGACCUGAAUACGGAGGAGAUGCAGCAAGUGCCUGAUAUUCACAAACAAGUCUAUGAGGCAGCAGUUUAUAAACACAAGCCAUCUCAUAAACCCAAGUCUUUUGGGGACCAAACGAAGCCACGAUCAAAAAGCCCGGUUCUUGUUGCUGUUUCGCCUCGCUCAAUUUUGCAGUUUUUUGAUGUCGGAACUAAGACUUGGAAGCCGUCGCCAGUCUUUACACCAGCUACUCUGGCGACCCAUUGUUACUCUGCGGUGUCUGCUGCCGAUAAGUUAAUGGUUGCCGCAAAUGACUCCCUUGGUCACUGCCUUUAUCGCUAUGACCCGGAGACAAAUGUGUGGGAGAGGCUUCCUCAUUCAUGUGGUGAAAUAAAACAUCUUUGUGUUACAGCAGAGCACCUGUACGCAUUUCCCGCUAACUGCAAACAGCAUUCUCAAAAGUACAAUUUCGCUCAACGUAAGUGGGAACACUUUCGAAGAGUAGAAAUAACUUUCAAUGCUAAGAGUUUGUUUUUCUAUAGUGGUAUAGCAGUAUUAAACAACAAAGUUUAUGUCCUCUAUGUAGAGAAAAGUCAAACGAUCAUGAAUCAAGCCGUAUUACACUGUUUUGAUCCACCAAAAGACCAAUGGGAGAAAAAAGCAAACACUUCCCAAUUCCACUUUGGAUCCAGUCUUCUAGUAGUAAACGGUAAACUUUACGUUGCCGGGGGCAACGUUUCUUGCGACCACGCCCAUCGUCCAUAUGGUAAUCCUGCCCCUGUAGAAAUGUAUAACGAAGAAACCAACGCUUGGACUGUUGUUGAACACAAAAAUGUUCUCGCCUUCAGCAGUCUUGGUGCAGUGGAAAUAGAAGGGAGGGUGUAUUUUAUCAUCAACCAAUUUCCUUAUGACAGUGGAAUCAGACUCACUCACGGGGAGCUUAAUCAUACAGUUCUGCAAGAGUGGGAAAAUUUGGCAAAAAUUGACCAAGGUGCAGUUCUUAGUUAUUUGGCUGUCAAGAGGUUUUAAGGAGUGAGAAGAAUGAGUCGUGUUAAGAGUGCUAGUGUUUUUUUGUUUAUUUGAAGCAAAACUGGUGAAUAUUUGUCGGAUUUCGUA
Molecule: messenger RNA, 1822 nt
Organism: Pocillopora verrucosa
Lineage: Eukaryota; Metazoa; Cnidaria; Anthozoa; Scleractinia; Pocilloporidae
Product: kelch-like protein 5
Molecular function (GO): protein binding
Source: RefSeq, a predicted model, not a curated record